CCUUUUCCCAUCCAUAGUCCACGCUAGGCCCCGUCGAGUCUUUCCCUCCAUUAAUUUCGGGGAAGCCCGUAGAUGUUUCGUAACCACGGUCCAAGUUGACGUCUUCUCGUUUUCCAGAAGCCUCAUUUUUUAAGCCGGGAAGGUUAUUGGCCGCUGUUCUGCGGAUCUUGAUUGUUAUUUGGCCAGUCUUUGAUCCUUGAUCGCCGGCGGCGACUGGGGUUGAAGCUCAGUCAUGGCGUCUCAGGCUUACCUCGACAAGAUGCAGCUCCGGCAGAGUUACCGGAACCUAUGGCAUACCGAUCUUAUGAGCACUAUCAAGGCUGAUUUCCCUUUUUGCUGUCUGGCGCUAUGGUGUGGACCAUGUGUGUCUUACAUGCUUAGAAAACGAGCUCUUUAUAAUGAUAUGUCAAGAUAUGUCUGCUGCGCUGGUUAUUUGCCAUGUAGUGGCAAGUGUGGAGAGAGUAAAUGCCCCGAGCUGUGUCUUUGCACUGAAGUCUUCCUCUGCUUUGGCAAUUCGGUGGCUUCCACCCGCUUCUUGCUUCAAGAUGAGUUUAAUAUACAGACUACGCAAUGUGAUAACUGCAUCAUUGGAUUUAUGUUCUGCCUUCAGCAAGUCGCUUGCAUUUUUUCUCUUGUAGCCAUGAUUGUUGGUAGUGAUGAACUUCAAGAAGCUUCUCAGAUACUGAACUGCCUCUCAGACUUCGUUUACUGCACGGUCUGUGCUUGCAUGCAGACACAGCACAAGGUCGAAAUGGAUAAGAGAGAUGUAAAGUUUGGGCCACAGCCAAUGAUGGCCGUUCCCCCAGCUCAACAGAUGUCCAGAUUUGACCAACCUGUACCACCUUCGGCUGGCUAUCCUCCUCCACCAGCUUAUGGUUACCCUCCUCCACCUCAGGCUCCAUAUGCGGGCUACCCUCCAGCUGCUUAUCCUCAAGCUGCUUAUCCUCCACCUGGAUAUUCUGGUUAUCCGAAGUAAAUGGUGAGAUUACCUGUUAAGCUCUGGUUUCAUGCCUUUAAUGUCUGUUGGGGUUUUUUUUUGGCGUAAAGAUGUUUUCCAUUUUUCCUUGGUGGAAUUUUUCUCUUAUUAUACAUUGUUUUAGCAGUGCAGAAGGACUAAUUGACAUUGCAGCAUCAAUUGUGUGCAAAACAUAUAGUUGCUAUGAAGAUUUUAAGAAGAUGGACGCUGUUUAUUUUGCACUUCUGAUUGUUUAUUGCGAUGUAUUUGGCUUGAAGUUAGUUGGAUUUUUUUUGUUUGUUUUAAUUAAAACGCAUCUAGCACUUGUUGGAAUCGAUGCUUAGAUUUUGGAAAA
Dendrobium catenatum is the source of this 1310-nucleotide messenger RNA. RefSeq lists its product as uncharacterized. The record is from RefSeq and is a predicted model, not a curated record. NCBI's taxonomy places the organism in Eukaryota, Viridiplantae, Streptophyta, Magnoliopsida, Asparagales, Orchidaceae. The transcript has 8 exons. Bases 233 to 976 code for a protein of 247 amino acids.